AUGGUGGAAAGUACGAUUCCUGUCUUCCACCGUCUGGCUAAAAUUUUAAUAGACUCCGGUGCUACCCAUUCUUUUGUCAACCCCGAAUUCAUGUGUGGAAUUGACAUACAACCUGUUAGUUUGCCUUAUGAUUUGGAAGUUAGUACUCCUACGGAGGACAAACGUUUGAUCGCUAGUAGGAUGUAUGCAAAUUGUGAAAUUUGGAUAGAAGAGAGAAAGCUUUUGGGGAAUCUUAUAAGUUUAGCUAUUAAGGGGUACGAUGUUAUAUUGGGUAUGGAUUGGUUAGCUAAGUACGAUGCCCAACUCGAUUGUAAGAGGAAAGUGGUAGAAUUUCAUAUACCGGGGGAGGUGACUUCAAGGCUAGAUAUAAGGGGUAGUCUAGCCUCAUCUGCGUUGAUUUCGGGUAUUCAGGCUAGGAAACUACUGAGUAGAGAGGCACAAGGGUUCCUAGCUUGUCUUAUAGGCACUCCCACUGAUAAGUUGAAGGUAGAAGAUGUAUCGGUAGUGAAUGAAUAUCCGGAUGUAUUCCCUGAUGAGUUAGAAACCUUACCUCCGGAUAGAGAAAUAGAGUUCAAGAUUGAUUUGUUACCGGGGACGUCACCUAUCUCUGAAACCCCAUAUCGGAUGGCAUCUGCGGAACUUAAGAAGUUGAAGUUACAGUUGCAAGAUUUAUUGGAACGAGGGUUGUGA
Coffea eugenioides is the source of this 690-nucleotide messenger RNA. RefSeq lists its product as uncharacterized. Bases 1 to 690 code for a protein of 229 amino acids. Lineage: Eukaryota; Viridiplantae; Streptophyta; Magnoliopsida; Gentianales; Rubiaceae. The record is from RefSeq and is a predicted model, not a curated record. The transcript has a single exon.